Messenger RNA from Labeo rohita (rohu), 2718 nucleotides. RefSeq lists its product as uncharacterized. The transcript has 3 exons. The record is from RefSeq and is a predicted model, not a curated record. Lineage: Eukaryota; Metazoa; Chordata; Actinopteri; Cypriniformes; Cyprinidae. The coding region runs from base 411 to 1175 and encodes 254 amino acids.
CCCAGUCCGCUGAGUUUUCCUGAUCCCUCGUCACAUGGUUUGUCAUUACCGUGCCGAGCACAGGCCCUUCCUUGGACUGCCAUCUGAAAUUCAAAUGGACGUGUGGAGGAGGCACGGCAGAGCGGAGUCACGGGGGACCUUCCUUUACUCGGAAGCAGUAGCACAAGAGGGAAAAUAAACAUAAGGAAGGAGGAGGAAGCGGCUGCGAUGUACGCGCGACGUCUUCUGGUCAUGGAAGAAGUUUUUUGGGACACUUCGCUUCUUGGGAUCGCUUUUGUUUUAACACAAUAGGAGAUACGAAUUGGGAAAAUAAAUGAACGCCGGAGUUAUCCGUGAAAUUGUAGCCCCUCCGGCAAAGAACUGCCACACCUUCAUCAUCAGUCUAACAGGUUGUCUACACAACUGUCCAGAUGGGUUGCAGUUGCUGUAGGAUGAUAAAAAGUUACAUCUAUGACCCCUCAGUCCCUGUGGAAGUUCCUGGUCGGAAGCGGGACCCCACCAGCAGCUCUCUGUAUCAAUCUCACAGAUUCCCCGAGGAGGCAGACCACAUUCACAAGAAGCAAGGCUUCCACAAUUUGGCAUACAGCACCCACCCCAGCUCGACCAAACUCGACAUAGACAACAACCACAUCAACCGGCUCCAUGCUAACAUUCCAGGCGAGCAGAUCCGAUCGAACCCAGCGGACGGCGACCCGAGUCGUUACAUCCUCCAGCCCGAGGGUCAGGGGUCACCCAUAAAAUCAGCCCCUGCCUUACACCCCAACCCACCCAUACAGAACGAGUCAUUGUUGGGAACGGAAGCGGGCAAGCGAGAGGAGAGAUUCCGAGACUCUGGACUGGGCGGCGGAGGGAUAACAGAUGGGACAGAAGGAUUGGAUGGAUAUCCCUAUGGACAGGAAGAUGAAGACGAGGACAGGAAGAGCAGGCUGGCCGGUACUCCGGACACGGCCGAUGAGGAGAGUGUGCUGUCUGUGGACAUACACACCAGCAGUACGAGCCUCUCUUCAGCAGACACAAAGCUCAUAUUAGAGAAUGGAGAAAAGGAAGAGCCCUCGAUUGUGAGAGAAGAGAAAGAGAGAGUGAAAGAGGUGGACUGUGUGAGCGUCACAGACUCAAUGGUGGCAGAGGCCUUGGCCGCUCUGGAUGCGGCGACUGCGGGAGAGGAUUCUGAGUGACGCACUAGUUAAUGGUGAUUUCCAUACUCACUCUCUCGCUCACCCUACAUAUUUGAAUACAGCCAAAUAUUAGCGCUCCUUAGAUGACGCUUUCCUGCAGCCUGCCUGUAGGUACUUUUAUUUUGAAUGGAAAAAAAUCAAAUGAAGACUUGAUAACAGGAACUGCUGCUUGUUUACACAACAAAAACUGACCAUUUAUGAGACUUGCUUUAGCAAAUGAAGGUCGCCUGUGCAAUUCAGAGGCAUGGACAAACUCAAUUCUCAGACCAAACAGCAAAGACUGUUGCAUGAUUUUUCUCAGUGCUGUUGUGUACACAAUCGUACAUCAUAAUGAAAUAAGCUGUUUAUCGUUAACUAUUAUUUUUUCUGCACCAUAACAUAAUGCAAGUACUCUUCUUCUGUAGCGACUGUUUGGAGGUGGGGCUAAAUUAAUCUAAGCACUACAUAACAAUUAUUUUCAUACAUUUUCUAUACAAAGAGGUGGUGAAAAACAAAUAAGCCAGUGUCCUGGUGUGGGCUUAUUUCUGUGCUUAUUGCACUUUUAGAGAUGUUUUAUGAUAUAUAUGAUCAAACUGCUUAAUACAGUAAAAUCAAGCUCGUUCAGUCUCAACAGAUCGAUAUGCUAUUUCUUGCUUGUUACACUGUGAAUACAUCAGUACCCUCAUAGAGCUGUAGGAUGACGCUUUAUUUUUACACAUAAAUGUACAGCAAGAAUUGUGUUGAAUCUCAUGAGAACAAAUUUCAACCUAAAACAAAAAGGGAAAUAAUAUUUUGCAUAAAAUGCAUGUUUAUUCUGUAUUUUUUAUUAUGUUUUAAAUACAUUAUAUAAUAUAUCUUAUAAAUAUAUAUAAAUAAAUAAUAUAUCUUUUUUACAUUACAGGAAACACAAUGGUACAGUGGUGGCUUUAUGCAAAAUAUAAUUUCUUUUUUUUCUUUAGAUUUUGAAAUGUGAUCCAAUCAUAGUAGAUUUCAUGAGACUUGUAUAUUUAUGUUACGUACUGUUUAAAAACAGUAGCAUGUCGAGGAAUCAGGCCAGUGAUGGUAGUUGAUGCUGUACACUCAGACUCUUAACUAGUCCUGGUUAACUAUCAGAGGCCUGAUUAAAAGAGCCCUACUAAUUUAACUGUAUCAUAUGACUCUCAUGUCUCAUGCAGACAUUUCUAUACAUUAGUUUAUAAAUGUUUUUAUGAAAAGAUCUUUUAAAAAAAUAUAUGUAACCCCCGUAUACAAGAUAUACAAGAAAUUAUUUUAUUUUAUUUUAUUUUAUUUUAUUUUUUUAAUCUUUAUGAAGGUCAUUGAGUAUUUCCAAAUAUUUUACGAAGUAUGCAUUGGUUGAACUUUAUGUGUUGGUCAGAAUCAUUUCUUUUAAACCUGUUAAUGAGUAAAUGUUAUUGACAGGAACUGAUUUUCCAAUGAUAUGACAUUAUGACUGCAUUGAAUAAUUUGAAUCCAGUGCACAUUCACAGUGAAUAUGCUGUUUCUGUCUUUACCAGAGGACAGAAUUGUCACAUGAACCAGGGCAAAAUAAAAACAAUGUGCUUGA